Podarcis raffonei (Aeolian wall lizard) is the source of this 1122-nucleotide messenger RNA. It is a transcript of the gene RNASEH2A, whose product is annotated as ribonuclease H2 subunit A. The record is from RefSeq and is a predicted model, not a curated record. Gene Ontology annotation, biological process: DNA replication, removal of RNA primer; mismatch repair. NCBI's taxonomy places the organism in Eukaryota, Metazoa, Chordata, Lepidosauria, Squamata, Lacertidae. The transcript is spliced from 8 exons. Gene Ontology annotation, molecular function: RNA-DNA hybrid ribonuclease activity; RNA binding. Gene Ontology annotation, cellular component: ribonuclease H2 complex. The coding region runs from base 144 to 1046 and encodes 300 amino acids.
CACGAUGCUGUUAGAGAAGUUGGUGCGCAAGUCCGAUCUGUUCUGCGAACUACAAUACCCAGCAAGCCGCGCACUCUCUGGGAUUCCCUUCCCUUUCGUUUCCUGUACCGAGUUUUUACGGCGCUUGCCGGGGACGCGCGAAAAUGGACCUGAGCGCUUUCGAGCGGGACAACGCCGUGAAUUGUUUGCUGGACUCCGCGGUGCCCGCCGCUUGCCGGAGCGAACCUUGCAGCCUGGGCAUCGAUGAAGCAGGCCGGGGUCCGGUGCUGGGUCCCAUGGUUUAUGGAAUCUGUUACUGUCCUGUGGAUCGGCAGGGAGACCUAGAGGCACUGAAGGUAGCAGAUUCCAAGACUCUGACAGAGGCCCAGCGGGAACAGCUCUUUGAGAAACUGGGUGCAGCGAAGGAUUUUGUUGGGUGGGCCCUGCACAUCCUCUCACCCAAUUACAUCUCCACCAGCAUGCAGAGACGAGCUAAGUACAACCUGAACGCGCUUUCGCAUGAUACGGCCAUUGGAUUAAUCCAGAGGGCAUUGGACUCUGGAGUGCAGGUUGCAAAGGUCUUUGUGGAUACUGUGGGACCAGCAGAGAAGUACCAAGAAAAACUCAAGCAGCACUUCCCAGACCUGGAGGUUACAGUGAAACCAAAAGCAGACUCCCUCUUCCCUGUUGUCAGUGCAGCCAGCAUCUGUGCCAAGGUGGCGAGGGACCGGGUGGUAAAGAACUGGAGGUUCUUGGAGGAUCUGGAAGAUGCGGACUUGGAUUAUGGCUCUGGCUAUCCUAAUGAUCCCAAGACUAAAGAGUGGCUCACCCAAAAUCUGGACCCUGUCUUUGGCUACCCACAGUUUGUACGGUUCAGCUGGAGUACAGCUCAGGUCAUCUUGGAGAGCAAAGCUGUGCCCGUGUGCUGGGAUGACACAGAAGACAACGCAGCCCAGAAAAAUGCUCAGUCCUUGCUGAGCUACUUCGCCAGGAAGGAAACUUCCAGCAAGCGCCCUCCCCACCGUUUCUUUCAUGAACGAAAGCUUAAGACCGUGACCAGCCUGUAGGGGGACAGCAGAUUAUUCCCUUCUCAGUGGGAUUAUCUUGCUUUAUCUACACAAGAAACUUUUCUGAUUUUGUCAA